This is a messenger RNA of Phasianus colchicus (ring-necked pheasant), 3995 nucleotides long. RefSeq names its product bone morphogenetic protein 7 (gene BMP7). Gene Ontology annotation, molecular function: growth factor activity; cytokine activity. The record is from RefSeq and is a predicted model, not a curated record. Gene Ontology annotation, biological process: BMP signaling pathway. NCBI's taxonomy places the organism in Eukaryota, Metazoa, Chordata, Aves, Galliformes, Phasianidae. Gene Ontology annotation, cellular component: extracellular region.
AUGCCGGAGGGGCGCGUCCCCCGGCGGGGCAGCCCCGCGCCCCCCGCGCCGCCCCCCAGCCGCCGCCGCCGCCGCCUCGCCGCGAUGCCGGCGGGGCGCGGGCAGCCCGCCUCCUGGCUGCUGGUGCUGGGCGCCGCCGCCCCCGCCCUCUGGCUGCGCUGCGUCCUCGCCGACUUCACGCUGGACAACGAGGUGCACUCCAGCUUCAUCCACCGGCGGCUGCGCGGCCCCGAGCGCCGCGAGAUGCAGCGGGAGAUCCUCUCCAUCCUCGGCCUGCCGCACCGCCCGCGGCCGCACCUCCACGGCAAGCACAACUCGGCCCCCAUGUUCAUGCUGGACCUCUACAAUGCCAUGUCCGUGGAGGAGGGGGCGGCGGGGGCGGCGGCCGAGGAGGGCGAGGGCUUCUCCUACCCUUACAAACCCAUCUUCAGCACCCAGGGGCCGCCGCUGGCCAGCCUGCAGGACAGCAACUUCCUCACCGAGGCCGACAUGGUCAUGAGCUUCGUCAACUUGGUGGAGCAUGACAGAGAGUUUCACCAUCAGCGCUGCCACUACCGAGAGUUCAGGUUUGAUCUCUCCAGAAUCCCAGAGGGGGAAGCAGUGACGGCUGCCGAGUUCAGGAUAUACAAGGAUUACAUCCGCGAACGCUUCGAUAAUGAAACGUUCCAGAUUAGCGUCUACCAGGUCCUCCAGGAGCACCCAGGAAGGGAUUCUGAUUUGUUCCUGCUCGACUCCCGAACGAUCUGGGCUGCAGAAGAGGGGUGGUUGGUGUUUGACAUCACUGCAACCAGUAAUCACUGGGUGGUGAAUCCACAGCACAACCUUGGCCUGCAGCUAUCUGUGGAAAGCAUUGAUGGGCAAAGCAUCAACCCCAAGCUGGCAGGGCUCAUUGGGAGGCACGGCCCGCAAAACAAGCAGCCCUUCACGGUCGCCUUCUUCAAAGCCACUGAGGUUCAUCUCCGCAGCAUCCGCUCCACAGGAGGGAAGCAGAGGAGCCAGAAUCGAUCCAAAACACCAAAGAACCAGGAAGCUUUCCGGGUGUCAAACAUUGCAGAGAACAGCAGCAGCGACCAGCGCCAGGCCUGCAAGAAGCACGAGCUCUACGUCAGCUUCAGGGACCUGGGGUGGCAGGACUGGAUCAUCGCUCCAGAGGGCUAUGCUGCGUAUUACUGUGAAGGAGAAUGCGCUUUCCCAUUGAAUUCAUACAUGAAUGCUACAAAUCAUGCCAUUGUGCAGACACUGGUUCACUUUAUAAACCCAGAGACUGUGCCGAAACCCUGCUGCGCUCCCACCCAACUCAAUGCUAUCUCUGUGCUCUAUUUUGAUGACAGCUCCAACGUUAUCUUAAAAAAGUACAGGAAUAUGGUGGUACGAGCAUGCGGCUGUCAUUAGAUUUGUAGGAAAGAGUAAGAUUAUUCGUAAAGAGAGUUUUGUAUGGAUGUGUGGGGGAGGGGAAAAGUUAGCAGUUAGCACUGCAGCAAUGAGCUCAAAAAUCCCAGUUUUUAGGACUGGGCUUCUGAAAGUUCAGACAAUGGAGCAGUUUCUGGAUCUAAGUGGCAUUUGAACGCAUUUUGUUUUAGUUUAUUACAGACAAUGAGCUUGUAAACUGAAACAAGCCAGAGAAACCAUUUAAAACCAAAUCUGCCUACAAAAUUGGCUCCUACGACACAUACUUCUGCAAACGAGUCUUUCAGAAGAUUGCAAAUUCACCCAUGUUGAUUGUGAAUUAAAAAUUAAUAAUUAUCCAAAGUGAGAAUGUGCUGUGACUGUUGAGCAUGUGUAGUUCCUGUAACACAGUUUGCAAUAAAAAAAGUGAACAAAAUAUACCUGGAGUGAACAGGUAUUUUGUUAGAGAAUUAUUACUUCCAUCCCUCUGUUUGCUUCAGUUUCAUAAACAGAAGCAAUUUUAAUUGGAUGCAAGUUCCGGUUUUAAAUGGCAGGAGAAGAAGCUAUAUCUGAAUUGAAUGGAGUUCAAAAGGAUAAACCAGUCUCAGGAAAAGAACAUCAAUAUAGGCAAGCAAGAGAAGUGAAGAAAGUAACUCCAAAGAACAAGCCUUUUAGUAUACUUCAGUAUACUUUUUUUUUCCUCAAGGGAAAAGAAAUUCCCUGUAUGUGCUACGAAUUUGAAACAGGAAAGCACAACAUUAAGAAACAAUUUGGGAUUAAACCCAAUGCUUAGCUGAGGUACCCCAAUCAGCUAUGGAGUUGUGAAAGACAGCUGAAGAUCCUCCUCCUGUUUGGAUAAUAUCCAUUGGCUUCAAAGACAGAACAAAUUCCAACACCUUUUCAAAGACGUGGAGUCAGAAGGUGCUGUGAGCAGAGACAAACUGCCAGCACCACCCCGGCACAGCUAGGGACAUCGCAGGGGACAUUACUUCCCAGGGUCAGCGAUUACAAUAGAAGACACUGCUCUACUACUGCUCUCAUCUCUGAAAACAACAAACAAGCAAAAAAAACAAACAACAAAACCCCACAGCAAACCAACACUUUCAGAAGCCAGAUCAACAAGCUGGAACCAGGGACAAGAAACCACCCCUUUUCCUUCUUCUGAAAGCACAGGUUACACAAGCAUCACGUUUAUGUAAUUUAAACUCCAUUGAAGUCGUUCUGAUAAGAAUACAGAGUAGCAGUAACCAAUCACAGGCUGACUCAAAACUUGGGCAUACAUUAGAAUUACAAAAGCAGGACUGGCUUGAGUUUUACUAGAGAAAAAAAAGUUCUGUCCAAAUAAACACCAGGUCCUCAGCAAACCCAGCUCUAAAUCCUCAAGCUUCUAAAGUCUGGACCUCCAACAGAUGGGUCCAGAACAUCAUUAAGUGCCUGGACUUGGUUCUCAGUGUGCUGAGGAGAUGUGAUACAGCCGCAGGGGAACUCAGCCCCAGGUCCCUCCUUCGAGAAUGGAGAGAAAGAAGAUAACAGAGUGCAACCACGAGAAUUUGGAAAUCAGUCACUGCUCCUCUUCCUUUAGUCACAGACCAAAUCCAGACCAGAUGGCUCAUUUAAAAAGCAAACAAACAAGUAAAGGAAGAAAAAGAUUACCCUAUGAAAUAAAUUGGAAACUCGUUUCUGAUGGUCUAAUUCUAAUUGCAUUUAAGUCAAUUGGUGUUUUCCCAACAGUUCUCUCAGCAGCAGGAUUAGGCUUAUGGGACCGUGGAAGCCUCUCCACGAUACUGGUAGGCUUUGGAUCUCCAGACAUGCCCCACUUCCAAACCAGGCAACUCAGACACGUGCAGGAACGGCCCACACACCACACAGCUGCAGAGGACUUCCACCUGCAGCAAGGUGAGACUGACUGAGCUGUCACCCACAGCCACAACUGCUGCAGCCAAACACGUCUCCCUGGAGCCUGCAGAGAAGACCAUCUACAGCAGUCACGUCAAAACUGCCCUCAGGGCAUUUCUUAGAGGGAGGUAUUGAAAUCCUACAGGUCAGAAGCAUCCUUGGACGUUGUAUAUGUAUGUACACCAGUGUUUCUGUAAGCCUCCUAAAGGAAGGUAAGGUGCUACCUAGAAGUUAUGAGCUAAUCAGACCUAAACUUCCACUAUUUAGUAGUCAAGAGUUAGUUUUUCUCGCAACUGUUUCUGUGUUGGUGGUCACAGCAUUGAUGUAUUGCAUUUUUUUUCUUUUAACUUGGACUGCAGUAUCUUGCUGUAUAGGAUUCAUAUAUCAAAUAUUAUGUGGGGAUUGUUUGUUUGUUUUUUUCCACGUAAUAGGAUUCCUGUUGCUAGGCUUAACAUCAGCUUCACUGUUUGUACAUUUUUAUGUAAAUAGUUGUCACAAAGCAGAAGAAUUAUUUAUUUCCAUCUCUGAAUUCCUUUUCAAUCACAUCCAGGAAAAAUGAUUCUCAGUUCCUAAGCACAUUUGUUUCCUUAUUUAAGAAGAUAUUUAUUAACAGUUGGCAAAAAUGCAUACACAUUUCUGGUUCUUCUCAUAGAGCAGUUGUCAGAAGCCUUUUGUACAAACUAGUAAAAUAAAUCAUUGCAACUUUACAAAAG